This is a messenger RNA of Hipposideros armiger (great roundleaf bat), 436 nucleotides long. Its product is annotated as dystonin-like. The coding region runs from base 62 to 421 and encodes 119 amino acids. The record is from RefSeq and is a predicted model, not a curated record. Gene Ontology annotation, cellular component: intermediate filament; membrane; cytoplasm. Gene Ontology annotation, molecular function: structural molecule activity; microtubule binding. Gene Ontology annotation, biological process: wound healing; intermediate filament cytoskeleton organization; hemidesmosome assembly. The transcript is spliced from 3 exons. Lineage: Eukaryota; Metazoa; Chordata; Mammalia; Chiroptera; Hipposideridae.
AUCCGUGGAAACCAAACUCAAUGAAAGGAAAACUAAACUGGAAGAGACCCUCAACUUGGCAAUGGAGUUCCACAAUUCUCUCCAAGACUUCAUCAACUGGCUUACCCAGGCUGAACAGACCCUAAAUGUAGCCUCUCGGCCAAGUCUUAUCUUGGACACCGUCUUGUUUCAAAUCGAUGAACAUAAGGUCUUUGCCAAUGAAGUGAAUUCUCACCGUGAGCAGAUAAUAGAGCUGGAUAAAACUGGAACACACCUGAAAUAUUUUAGUCAGAAACAAGAUGUUGUCCUCAUUAAGAAUCUACUUAUCAGUGUACAAAGUCGAUGGGAAAAAGUGGUUCAACGGUUAGUAGAAAGAGGAAGAUCUUUGGAUGAAGCAAGGAAGAGGGCCAAGCAGGUAAAACUUGAUAUAAAAAUUCUUUGAACUGGGCAAUACAUC